ACAUCUGCGCGCAGAAACUGACACAAAGCGGGGCCUCUGCGGUUUGGGGGCUGCCGGCCAGGCUCCGCCCCCACCGCUGCGUCAGCCAAUCAGCUCCCUGGACGGCCGCCUUCUCCCUCCCCCACCCCCGCCGCCGCUCACCUCUACCCGCAGCGUCCACCACCACCUCCACCAAUUUUCAAAUCCCGGGUUGUGUACCCCUUCUCCUUGUCACGUCUCUGCAGAGGAGUCCCUUCCCCCUUUGAAGUAGCGGGUGUGGAUAUUGCUGGACUACGGAAGCGGAUCCAGCCAUGGCGACUCCGUCUGCUGCCUUUGAGGCCCUUAUGAAUGGAGUGACAAGCUGGGAUGUCCCCGAAGAUGCCAUCCCGUGUGAACUGCUUCUGAUCGGAGAGGCCUCCUUCCCGGUGAUGGUGAAUGACGUGGGCCAGGUCCUCAUUGCCGCCUCCUCCUAUGGCCGAGGCCGCCUGCUGGUGGUGUCCCACGAGGACUACCUGGUGGAGGCCCAGCUCACCCCUUUUCUCCUCAACGCAGUGGGCUGGCUUUGCUCUUCCCCUGGGGCUCCUGUUGGCGUCCACCCAUCCCUGGCGCCUCUGGCCAAAAUCCUCAAGGGCUCUGGUGUAGAGGCAAAGGUUGAACCAGAAGUGAAGGACUCCCUGGGGGUUUACUGUAUUGAUGCCUACAACGAAACCAUGACUGAAAAGUUGGUCAAGUUCAUGAAACGUGGCGGGGGCUUGCUGAUUGGAGGCCAAGCCUGGGAUUGGGCCAACCAGGGCGACGAUGAAAGGGUUCUGUUCACAUUCCCUGGGAACCUUGUGACCAGCGUGGCCGGCGUGUACUUCACCGACAACAAAGGGGACACGAGUUUCUUUAAAGUCUCUAAGAAGAUGCCCAAGAUCCCAGUCUUAGUUAGUUGUGAAGACGAUCUCUCCGAGGACAGAGAUGAACUCCUGCACGGGAUUUCUGAGCUGGACAUCAGCAACUCGGACUGCUUCCCGUCCCAGCUGCUAGUGCACGGGGCUUUAGCCUUUCCCCUGGGGCUAGAUUCCUACCAUGGCUGUGUCAUAGCGGCUGCCCGCUACGGCCGGGGCCGGGUGGUCGUGACUGGCCACAAAGUCCUUUUCACCGUUGGUAAACUGGGCCCCUUUCUGCUCAAUGCUGUCCGCUGGCUGGACGCGGGCCGCAGAGGCAAGAUCGUGGUGCAGACAGAACUGAGGACUCUGAGCGGGCUGCUCGCAGUGGGGGGCAUAGACAGCAGCAUUGAGCCCAACCUGACCGGCGAUGCCAGUGUCUAUUGCUUUGAGCCCGUGAGCGAUGUGGGAGUCAAGGAGCUGCAGGAGUUUGUAGCAGAGGGCGGGGGCCUGUUUGUUGGAGCCCAAGCCUGGUGGUGGGCCUUCAAGAACCCAGGAGUGUCCCCUUUGGCUCGGUUCCCAGGAAACCUCCUCCUCAACCCCUUUGGCAUUAGCAUCACCAGCCAAAGCCUCAACCCCGGGCCCUUUCGUACUCCUAAGGCAGGGAUAAGGACCUAUCAUUUCCGUUCCACUCUGGCUGAGUUCCAGGUUAUAAUGGGCAGGAAGAGAGGGAACGUGGAAAAGGGCUGGUUGGCAAAGCUGGGACCGGAUGGCGCAGCUUUCCUGCAGAUCCCCGCAGAAGAGAUCCCUGCCUACAUGUCGGUGCAUCGGCUCCUAAGGAAGCUGCUAAGUCGCUAUCGGCUCCCAGUAGCGACCCGAGAGAACCCUGUCAUCAACGACUGCUGCAGGGGUGCUAUGCUCUCCCUGGCCACUGGGCUGGCCCACUCUGGAAGUGACCUCUCUCUGUUAGUCCCAGAAAUUGAAGAUAUGUACAGCAGCCCCUACCUGCGCCCCUCGGAAUCUCCUAUCACCGUUGAGGUCAACUGCAACAAUCCGGGCACCAGGUAUUGCUGGAUGAGCACCGGGCUCUACAUACCCGGGAGGCAAAUUAUAGAGGUGUCGCUGCCUGAAGCUGCCGCCUCUGCUGACCUGAAGGUACAGAUCGGCUGCCACACCGACGACCUGACCAGGGCCAGCAAGCUGUUCCGAGGCCCCCUUGUGAUUAACCGCUGCUGCCUGGACAAGCCCACCAAGUCGAUCACCUGCCUCUGGGGGGGCCUCCUGUACAUCAUUGUGCCUCAGAGCAGCAAGCUGGGCCCUGUGCCCGUCACGGUUAAGGGGGCUGUGCACGCUCCCUACUACAGGCUAGGGGAGACAUCCCAGGAGGAAUGGAAGAGGCGUGUCCAGGAGAAUCCAGGUCCCUGGGGAGAGCUGGCUACAGACAACAUCAUCUUGACGGUGCCAACCGCAAACCUUCGCACUCUGGAGAACCCCGAGCCGCUGCUACGCCUCUGGGACGAGGUGAUGCAGGCCGUGGCCCGGCUGGGGGCUGAGCCUUUUCCCCUGCGUCUGCCUCAGAGGAUCGUUGCCGACGUGCAGAUCUCAGUCGGCUGGAUGCACGCAGGCUACCCCAUCAUGUGUCACCUGGAGUCGGUGCAAGAGCUCAUCAGUGAGAAACUCAUCAGAACCAAGGGGCUUUGGGGCCCCGUGCACGAGCUGGGCCGCAACCAGCAGCGGCAGGAGUGGGAGUUCCCCCCGCACACCACCGAGGCCACCUGCAACCUGUGGUGUGUCUAUGUGCACGAGACGGUCCUCGGCAUCCCUCGAGGACGAGCCAACAUUGCUCUGUGGCCCCCAGUUCGGGAGAAGAGAGUCAGAAUCUACCUGGGCAAAGGUCCCAAUGUGAAAAACUGGAACGCGUGGACGGCCCUGGAAACGUACUUACAGCUCCAGGAGGCCUUUGGGUGGGAGCCGUUCAUCCGUCUCUUCACUGAGUAUAGGAACCAGACCAACUUGCCCACAGACAAUGUCGACAAAAUGAAUCUGUGGGUGAAGAUGUUCUCCCACCAAGUGCAGAAGAACCUGGCUCCGUUCUUCGAGGCCUGGGCCUGGCCGAUCCAGAAGGAAGUGGCAACCAGCCUGGCCUAUCUGCCUGAGUGGCAGGAAAAUAUUAUGAAACUGUACCUCCUCACACAGAUGCCCCACUGAAACCGAAGUCAAGAAAUGUAAAAGAGAAUUGACACAUCUCAGCAGAGAAAACUGAAGGAAUUUGGUUAUAAGUGAAGAAGAUCUCAACACAUUUCUGGAAGAGAGAAAGUGGAAGAAGUGAUAAUGAAACAGUGCAGCUCCUUUCAGACGGAAUAUAUGCUGAUCUGAACACGUAACUCCAAAGAGAUUUGGGCACCUGAAAAGUCUGUCUACUAAAGAAUUAUGUCAGUUGUGAAACUGAACCCCAUCUCAUUCUAUCCCAACCUUUGCACAGAAUGCAGGCAACCUACCACUGGUUUCUGUUAAGUCUGUUGUUGUUGUUUAUUGUUGUUUGUGUAAAGGAAUCGAAUAAACUGCUUGAGGAGAGGUAGGAGUUGGUGCUCCAAUAUAAAUUUCUCUUUUGUGGAAAAAAGUGAGCCCCUAGCAGCUAAUUCUCUACAGAUGGCUGAGAUCCCUACUCAAGUAACCAAGUGCUUUCAGUCACAGAAAGGCUUACUGGAGAGGCAGACAGACCACACAGUGGCAGAGGGAACCCACAGCAACUCCUAUAAAAACAGUUAUACUGAUUCUUCAAUGCAAAUGGUCAGCUGGGAAUUCCCAGACAUUGAGCCUUAGGGGUAGGGGUUGGGGGAGGGACCAGGGGAGCAGCAUGUGAGAAAAAUAACCAAUCAGAAUCAGGAGAUUUGAAAAAUAUAACAAACUCUAGGGGAAACAGUUAACAUGGAAGAAAAUGACUUAAAUAUCUUCAGAGACAUCUAAGGUGCAUUGGUAAGAUAAAAACAGGAUGCUACAAAGUUAUGGAAAACCUUGAAAAUAAGAGGAGCCCUUAAAUUGAAAUAAGACUGCCAAAAAUAUUUAGUAGACAGGCUGUAAAAUAAGGUUGAGGGAAUCUCCCUAGAUAUAGAGCAAAAAGAAAUAGAAAAUAUAAAGAGAGGAAAGAGACACAGACAAUAUCUAACUGUUAGGAGUUUCUGGAAGAGAGAACACAGAAAAUGUGAAGAAGAAAAGAAUUGAACAGAAAUAAGUCUCCAAAUUGAGAGGACCCUAUACAACCUACAUCUAGACAUCAUCUUGUGGAAUUUUGGAAUAUUAAGGAUAGGGUGAAGAUACUUAAAGUGCCAAGAGAAAAAAAUAAAAUUAGGUCAUCAUAAUUAGAUCAACUAAAAGAGAUGAGAAAGAGACUGGGAGCGGAUUUUUCAUCAUCAACACAAUGCUAGAAGCCAAUAGAGGAGUGUCUUCACACAUGGAAAAUCUUUGUACCCGGAAUUCCAUAGCAAGCCAAACUGUCAAGAGUCAAGUCGAAAGAAAUUUUCUGACGUGCAAGUUUUCAGAAAAUCUACUGUCUUAGCACCUGGAAAGGAAGUUCUCUCUCACCUACUGAGGAAGUUCUCCAGCAAAAUGAGAAUGAAAAUCGGGAAAGAGAAAGAAAUGGAAUCCAGAAAACAGUGGCCCUCACCCAGGAUGGCUGACUCCAGAGUGACCAUUAUCCAAUAGGAUGGCUCACUCUAGAGUGACAGUUAUCCAAGAGACCCAUUUCAGAUAAGAGUACACAGUCUCAGGCUCUCUGGGGAGAAUAUGCAUUCCGUGCCAUAGAUAUUAUCCUUGAGAAGCUGGAAUGUUUGAGAAUAUGGAGGAGAUACAUUCUUUAGUAAACAAAAAGAACAAAACAAAAAUGUCAAAUUCAGGUUCAAUUAGGAGACAAUAAUAAAAAAAAACCUCAUGGAAUGUAAGAAGAGACUCAAUUUGACAUUGGCAGUAGGUACAUUUCAAGUGACAGGAAACAUGACAUUGGAUAUGUCUGGAAGAAAAUAUCCUAGCUUCUACUUAGCUCCCAGUAAACAGUAUUUACAAAGCCAAAAUGAGGUAGAUACUAUUUAUUGGUAUUCAGUGUUCUGAUCAGCCUAUAGGUAAAACAUGAAAGGCUUAAUCUUUUAUUCAGAAAUAAAAUGGAAAGUAAUCCUGAAAAGGAGAAAGAAAGCAGAAAGAGGUUGAGAAUUAGUUGGGGGAAGAGAGGUGGAGGGAAGAGUAGAAUUACUUACCUAUUCAACAUGGGGAUGAAAAGAUAAAAGUCUACAGUUCAUGGAACAAGGACUAAAGGAUUGUUACUGUUCAAAACUAUAAACCAAUAGAAGUAUUAACAAUGACAUCUGUCAAAAAUUUGGAAAAGGACAGGCAAAUGAAAGGUGGGAAUAGUGUAAGUUAAAUCCUUAUCUUUUGUAAUGGGGGAUUAUUAAAGAUUGUCUAAAGUUAAUAAGUCAAGAAAUUAUUGUUCAAACAUUAUUUAAAUGUUAGGAAGUUAACAGAAUAUCUAAAAAUAGAAAUUGUUAAAUGCAUUGCCUCUAGGGUAUGGGACUAGGGUUAAAAGGGUGGGGUGGGAAACUGUUUUUCAUUUUAAGCCCUUCUGUACUAUUUAAUUUUUUACCUUGUGCAUGUAUUACUUUGAAAAAUUUUUAAUAAACUUAAAUAAAAACCCUUCAGUGGCUUCAUACUGACUAAGAUACAGUCCAAUCAAAACACUUAAAAUGGCUUAUAAGGCCCUCAAGUAUUUGGAUCCACCCAAUGUGUCCAAGGCCCAUCACAUCUCCCCAUUACUCUCUCGUUCUAACCACACUAAAUACCUUCCAGCUAUUCAGACACACUUCCCCUUCUCGCUUCUACAGGUGUUCCACAGAAAACAAAUCGUGUCCCGAUCUCCCCAUGUGUCUG
Molecule: messenger RNA, 5762 nt
Organism: Kogia breviceps (pygmy sperm whale)
Lineage: Eukaryota; Metazoa; Chordata; Mammalia; Artiodactyla; Physeteridae
Gene: TCAF1
Product: TRPM8 channel associated factor 1
Biological process (GO): positive regulation of protein targeting to membrane; positive regulation of anion channel activity
Cellular component (GO): plasma membrane
Molecular function (GO): transmembrane transporter binding
Source: RefSeq, a predicted model, not a curated record